Molecule: messenger RNA, 2832 nt
Organism: Neurospora tetrasperma FGSC 2508
Lineage: Eukaryota; Fungi; Ascomycota; Sordariomycetes; Sordariales; Sordariaceae
Exons: 5
Coding region: 1-2832 (943 amino acids)
Biological process (GO): positive regulation of transcription by RNA polymerase II
Cellular component (GO): nucleus
Molecular function (GO): zinc ion binding; transcription cis-regulatory region binding; DNA-binding transcription factor activity, RNA polymerase II-specific
Source: RefSeq, a predicted model, not a curated record
AUGAAUCCAGGCGUCCAACAUCCAAAAAUACACACAAAUCAACGGAUUGUUGAACGGCAUGGUGCCUUACCGCCGCCAUCAUCAGCCCAUCUUGCUGCAUUCGAUGAUCCCUCACAGUCCUAUUCUGCCGUCGCCAACUCAUAUCCGACUAGCGGUGGCCCUUACGAGGCGUCGCCAGCGAAACGGGUAAGAAUAUCAGGCAUUCUAGCAUCCUCAACCGCAGGCUGGGGCACAGGUCAACAGCAUGGCCAAGAUCAUGAUGCAGAAGUAGGGCCUUCUACUGAAGCGGGUCCAAGAGCUCCCAAGUCCACUUACCGUGAGAAGAAUGGCGAUAUCACGGUGAAAAAGUCCAACGCAAUACCGCAAAGCGGCAGCACGAGCAGCAGUGUCAACACUAACAACAAGUCUCGCCGGGUCCGCACUGGGUGUCUAACCUGCCGUGGCCGCCACCUCAAGUGCGAUGAAGCCUUCCCGGAAUGCAACAACUGCCGAAAGAGUUGUCGUGAAUGCAAACGGGGUCUACGCCUGAACUUCAUCGAUACCCGAGUCAAAAGUCCGCCAUUUGUGCCGCCUACGUUGGAGUGGUCAGUAAAAUUUCAUGACGAGUCGCGGCUGAUUGCGUCGGAGUAUCAGGGUGGAUUGGGACGCUAUCCCCGGCUGGAUCAGAACACCGCCGUCACGCCGCCUCAUGAGACAGAACUGAAUGCCACGCUCCGUGUUGUCGCUCAGAAACAGGAUGCCGGUGACGGCAAGACCUACCACCCGGACAACGACGUCACUCCGGGCCUUGGUGAACAGGAUGUGGUCGACAAAGGCAGUGAUGCUGCUGGCUUGAUAAUAAAACUCUUCCCUAACCAGCCCAUUUACGAUGGAAAUCAGUUAUUCCAACCCCAAGAUCUGCACCUGCGGAAUGACAGCGACGGUCCUUUCACGAUGCGGGUCAAGAUCUCACAACACCACACAACAAAGGAUGCCUGGGCUUCACAAGCCCAAGGAUACAGGAGGAGCGAGGUAUCAUCGAGUGCGGUGCCUUCUUUUUCCCAGCACGGCCAUCAAAGUCAGUCUGCACGGCAAAGCGUUGCUUUGACGACCUACGGGCUGCAAACCAGCCAAAGCCAACACGCGCCCGAAGCCAUGUCAGAAAACUCAACAGCCAGGACUACCCCAUCAAAGAAAACAACUGUCGAACGGGACUACCUUGGCACGGAUUCCGAAAUCCAUCUUAUGCAAGUGUUCAUUAGCGAAGUCGCCCCCUGGAUGGACAUCCUUAGUAAAAGCAAGCAUUUCGCCAACAUGAUGCCCGACCUAGCCCUCAAAUCACCCAUGCUUCUCAAUGCUCUCCUAGCCUGUGGCACCAUGCACCUCUCCCUAACACAACAACAACAACAACAACAACAACAACAACAACAACAACAACAACAACAAUCUUCUUCCCAACCUUCCGGUAUCAGCAGUGUCAACAAAGCCUGUUCGUACUACGAUCUCGCAAUGAUGGAGCUCUUGCAUAACGUCGAGCAGACUGGCCCACCAUCGGACCGCAAUGCAGCCGAGUGUGCCACCGCGGCUACUGUGCUCAACGCGUACGACAUUAUGAACAGCGGCGGGAACCCGUCCCCAUCCCCGUUCCCGUUCCCGUUAUCGAGAUCGCAGCAGCAGCAACAGCAGCGGGUAGCAGUAGAUUACCACAUCGCCGGCUGCGCCAGGGCGCUGGUAAAGGAAUGCGGGUGGAACGCGAACUCGGCGUCCGCGACGGGGACUGGUGUGGGGGAAGCUUGUUUCUGGUUCAACGGGUGCAUGGAGGUGCUCAGCUGUUUGCAGCCGGCGCUGGUGAUGAUGAACUCGUGGCAGCAGACCCCAACUGUUUGGGAUCCCGAUCAGUGGGGGCUGGAUGUGAAUGUUGACCGAUGGGCGACUGCUGCGAAUAGUACAGCGGUUACGGGGAACGACAGUAAUCUGAAAAUAAUUGAAAAUGAUCACCAGUCGCCCUUUGGGCUUCAUCGGCUCGGUGCUUCGGGCGGUGGGGGCUACGGCGCUGGUAACGGCAGCGGAGAGGAAGAGCUUUGGGCGCAACGCAUCCUCUACGUCCUCGCCAAGGUUGUUAACUUUUGCUCUGCAAACAACAACAGCGUGUCACGAUACCAAGAAACCUCGCCUCACGACGAACAGAUGCGUCUCCAGAGGCGAUUCACGGAGUGGAAGAGCCUCAAUGACAUGUGCGACGCCUGGAGAAGUAACUGUCCGCGAUCAAUGCGGCCGUAUGGAUAUGUUCGCUCGUCCUCGAGUGGGUCGUUGUUUCCUAAUGUCUGGCUCAUCAAUCGCCCUGCCCUCAUCGCCCGCCUCUUCUACCACGUAGGCAUGUGCAUCCUCGCCCAAGUAAGCCCCGUCAGUCCGCGCGAUAGCGACGCCAACCGCGAGCUUCAGCAACAUCACGCUCGGCAGGUGUGCGGCAUCGCGGCGCAUAACAAAGAUGGCGCCGUGGCGUCGAUAGUGACUCGCUGCGUUGCGACCGUGAGCGGUGUGCUAUCCGAUCGAGCUGAGCAGACUGAGGCAUUGGCUAUCCUUGAGAGGAUCAGCACCGAGACUGGGUGGAGGUUGGGUAGCUUGGUGACUGAUAUGAAGAGGGCUUGGAGCUGGGGAGUUGUUGAGAUGCCAAACGGUGGUGGUGGUGGUACAAAUGCUGCCAACGGGAACAACAAUAGAGGAGGAGGAGGAGUAGAAGGAGGAAAAGCCUUCGCUUCGGCUCUACUUGGCUCAGCAACAACAGGCGCCAGCUGCCAGGACUCCUUCCACAGCGGCAGCAACUACGUACUCCAACUCGCCUACUAUACCUAA